This is a messenger RNA of Callithrix jacchus (white-tufted-ear marmoset), 1263 nucleotides long. Its product is annotated as olfactory receptor 8B3-like. Lineage: Eukaryota; Metazoa; Chordata; Mammalia; Primates; Cebidae. Gene Ontology annotation, cellular component: membrane. Gene Ontology annotation, biological process: G protein-coupled receptor signaling pathway. The record is from RefSeq and is a predicted model, not a curated record. Gene Ontology annotation, molecular function: G protein-coupled receptor activity; olfactory receptor activity.
AUGUCUGGAUUGUAUCUUAGAGAAAACGAGACCUUAGAGCUUGAAAUUGCCCUUCCAGAAACACAAGGAUUUUCUUGGAGAAGAAUCAAUCCUGGAAAUGGCUCUUUGGUGACUGAAUUCAUUUUGGUGGGGUUGACAGACCAGCCAGAUCUCCAAAUUUCCCUGUUUCUACUGUUUCUAAUAAUGUAUGUGAUCACUCUGAUAGGAAAUUUGGGCUUGGUAAUGCUAAUUGGGCUGACCUCACACCUUCACACCCCCAUGUACUUUUUUCUCUUUAACUUGUCCUUCAUAGACCUCUGUUAUUCUUCUGUGUUUAUACCCAAAAUGCUGAUGAACUUCAUAUCACAGAAAAAUAUUAUCUCCUACAAGGGAUGCAUGAUCCAGUUUUUCUUUUUCUGUUUCUUUGCCAUUUCUGAAUGUUAUGUGCUGACCUCAAUGGCCUAUGAUCGCUAUGUGGCUAUCUGUAACCCACUUCUGUAUCACCUUGCCAUGUCCCCUACAGUGUGCUUCAGCCUUAUGCUUGGUUCCUAUCUGAUGGCCUUCUCUGGGGCCAUGGCCCACACUGGAUGCAUGCUGAGACUGACCUUCUGUGAGGCAAACACCAUCAAUCACUACUUCUGUGACAUCCUCCCUCUGCUCCAGCUCUCCUGCACCAGCACCUACAUCAAUGAGCUGGUGGUUUUCAUUGUGGUGGGCAUCAACAUCAUUGUGCCCACUGUCACCAUCUUUAUCUCUUAUGGUUUCAUCCUCUCCAGCAUUCUUCAUAUCAGCUCCAAGGAGGGCAGGUCCAAAGCCUUCAGCACUUGUAGUUCCCACAUAAUUGCUGUUUCUGUGUUCUUUGGAUCAGGUGCAUUUAUGUAUCUCAACCCAUCUUCCGCUGGGUCUAUGGAUGAGAGAAAAAUCUCUUCUGUCUUUUAUACCAAUGUUGUUUCCAUGCUGAACCCCUUAAUCUAUAGCUUGAGGAACAAAGAUGUUAACUUUGCCCUCAGAAAAGCCAUAAGUAGGAGAAAAUGUUGAUCUGAAGCCAUAUCUCUCUGUGUAUUACUUACAGGGCAGGAAGUCUCUGUAUUUUAUUAUAAUAAUUUAAGAAGGGAUAUUUUUUACUUUUGCUUCUUAUCACGGUGAUGGUUAGUUGUGUAUCCUCUCAAUUUGCCUUCAGUGUUUUUAAUAAUAGGUUUUCUUCCUCCUCAUUAUAUGUGCAUUUUUCUCCUCUUUCAUCAUUUUUUCCUGCUUAAUAGUAAAGUUAAGGAAGUUUUUAUUUUA